GCAAACAUUAUUCAAUAAACUUGAACAAGAACUAGAUUCGAAUCUUCAAAUGACAGCAAUUAUUAGUAGUGAUGUUCAUUUUCUUCAUGCUGCUAUUGAAAAUCGAAAAGGAUCUUUACAUACUCAUGUCCAUCAUGAUUCAACAAUUCAACCAUUUUUAUUACCUUAUGAGCAUAGCAAUCCACGAUUAUUUCAUCGACAAUGGUUUCGAGCUGCUCUUAUACGUGCUGGUCAAUAUUGUAGUUCGUUCGAAGAUUUUGAAGACGAACGACUUUAUAUUGAAUUAACAUUUCUGGCUAAUGGGUAUUCAUUAGAUUUUAUCAAGUAUCAUAUCAAACGAUUCUUGACAAGAUUUAAUCCAAAUGAACAAAAAUCAAUGAAUUUGAACCGAUCUACAUAUCUUUCAUUUCGUAAUGAAUUAUUUCGUUGUAUCGAUCAACAAAAACGUGAUCUAUUCGAAGAACAACAACUACAAAAGAAUCAUCAAUUAAUUCAAUUACAUUAUCUUUUCGAUUGGGGUUCAAGAUGUCUAUUCAAUCAACAGUUUUAUCAAUAUUGGUCUACGAUUCUCGAGCAAGAUCCAGAGUUUAAAAAAUAUAGAUUAAAAAUCAAACUUAAUACUAAACAUUGUUAUUCAUCGAAUACUCUCUUGGCUCGAUCGAAUAAUACAUAUCUAUGA
Molecule: messenger RNA, 679 nt
Organism: Rotaria sordida
Lineage: Eukaryota; Metazoa; Rotifera; Eurotatoria; Philodinida; Philodinidae
Source: the annotation of a GenBank genome assembly